AAUAUUACAGAGAGAGGGGGCGCAUUAUUUCCGUCACGAAAAUCGAAACCCAAACCGCAAAAAUCUUCUAUUCUUUUGAUUAAAAUAAGUUUAAAUACCAAGCAAUCUAAAAUCGCCUUUACCAUCUUCAACCCUUUCAGAGUUUCAGGAGACUACAAAGGAGGGUUCUUUGGUCGGUGUUUGAUAUUGUUCGGGCUGUCAAUGUCCAUUCUUUGACAGCCCGAUUCUUUCUCAAACCCCUUUUUAAUUUACACAAGGUGAUCCUUGUUUUUGUUUUUCUUUUGUUUUUAGGCUUUCUGGGUAUUGAUCAGGUUGAGUUUUUUUAUGAGUUUUGGAUUGGGUUUUUAAUGUUUGUUUGAGGGCUGGUUCAUAUUGGUAUGAUAGUUCGUCUUUUGGGUUUUCAAUAUGGGUUCCUUGUCAGGAAUCAUUCAACGUCCUCUAGCAGCCGCUGCUGCGGUGGCCGUGGCUUCGGUCUCUGCCGAUUUUAGUGUUAAGCUUCCAUCGUGGGAUACUUGUUCAACCUCUGAACAAAUUCGAACUUCAACAUCUAGUUCCUUACCAGAGCCCAAGUCCUCAUUUGUGGAUCAUAUAUCAGCUUCUAAGCUUGCAAACUUCUCUUUUGUUACUAGAAUCCGAGUGCCUAUCCCUAGUGUUAAGUUUCCGGUUCCAAAUUCAGCCCGGGAUUUUGUUCCCAAAAGCUCUUCUUUUGCUUCAUCUCCGUUGCUGGUUAAUUUAUAUCAGUCAGCUGAGUUAUCUAAAGCAUCAAAGCCUGUUGCAUUUAAACACAAUAUCCCUACCUCAGCCCCUGAUGUUUUAUACAGAUGGCAUUUGCCAGAGCCAUCUGCCAUUGAUGUUUCUGGGAACUCUGAUUGUUCGACAGCUAAGUCUCGCACAGCUGUAGUCUUAUUAGGAUGGUUGGGGUCUAAGCAGAAACAUCUCAAGAAAUAUGCAGAUUGGUAUACCUCCAGAGGCUAUCAUGUCAUUACCUUCACCUUUCCAAUGAUUGAUAUUAUCAAUUAUCAAGAUGGUGGGAAAGCUGAGAAGGACGUCGACAUGCUUGUUAAUCACUUGGCUGAUUGGUUGGAAGAGGAGUAUGGGGAAAACCUGGUUUUUCACACUUUUAGCAAUACUGGCUGGUUAACAUAUGGAGUUAUUCUUGAGAAGUUUCAGAAGCAGGAUCCUUCCUUAAUGGGAAGGAUAAGAGGUUGCAUUGUGGAUUCAGCCCCUGUUGCAGCCCUUGACCCUCAGGUCUGGGCUUCAGGUUUCUCAGCCGCUUUUCUGAAGAAACAUAGUGUUGCAACAAAAGGAUUUCCAGGAUCAGUUGAACCUGGUAUGGGGACGUUAGUCGGCAAAAAAGAAGUCUCAGAACCGAAGCCUGCACUAACUGAAGCUGCUUUGCUGGUGGUCCUGGAGAAGUUCUUUGGGGUGGUUUUGAAUUUUCCUGGUGUUAACAGGAGGCUUUCCAAUGUAUUAGGCUUGCUGUCAUCUGGACAACCUAACUGUCCGCAGUUAUAUAUCUAUAGUUCUGCAGAUCGAGUCAUCCCUGCCAAACGGGUGGAAUCGUUUAUCGAGGAGCAGAAGAGAUCCGGGCAUGAGGUUCGGGCAUGCAACUUCGUGUCCACACCUCAUGUUGAUCAUUUUAGAAAUGACCCAAAACUGUAUACAAGUCAGCUCAGCCGGUUUUUGGAGGACUGUGUGCAUACUUGUUGCAAAGAUUCUUAAGUAUCACCAUCGAAGUACUGACUAAUAACCCAUAUUCAUAGACAAGGUGGCAUUAGGGGAGGAAUAAUAAACCCAUAAAUUUUUAUAUGAAAAUUCAUUCAUUCAUAAAGUACUCUCCUGGUCAAAUACUACACAUACUCUUCUUCUUUUGCCUUAGGGAAUUGUUUUUGUAAAGACAAGCUACUUUUAUCAUAUUUGAAUUUCCAUAA
Gossypium raimondii (Peruvian cotton) is the source of this 1931-nucleotide messenger RNA. RefSeq lists its product as uncharacterized. Bases 406 to 1722 code for a protein of 438 amino acids. The record is from RefSeq and is a predicted model, not a curated record. Lineage: Eukaryota; Viridiplantae; Streptophyta; Magnoliopsida; Malvales; Malvaceae. The transcript is spliced from 6 exons.